Molecule: messenger RNA, 321 nt
Organism: Pochonia chlamydosporia 170
Lineage: Eukaryota; Fungi; Ascomycota; Sordariomycetes; Hypocreales; Clavicipitaceae
Exons: 2
Coding region: 1-321 (106 amino acids)
Source: RefSeq, a predicted model, not a curated record
AUGUCGUGGGAAACAAUAAGCCUGGCACCCAAUGCUGGAUCUUCAUGCAAGCUGCAAACAUCCUCCUUUGAUCCCAUCGGCGUGUGGUCUCGCAACGACAAGGUCUCCGUUCACGCAUGGCACGGGACGCCAUCUCCACAAGCCAAGAAAUCCAUUUUAGUGCUGAGUUCUGGUGCAGCCUGCCGCGGACUUCAUACCAGCUUCAGCUCUUCGCCCCGCCACCAUUUAUUUGAUUGGGGACCAUUUGGGGAUGCGAAUGUCGCUGGCGUGUGGACAUUUGUCGGGGCAUUUCUGCAUUGGUACAGCGUAAGACCAGGUUGA